GCGGCUUCGAAUCGGUCAAGCAGAAAGAUUCCAGACAGACUAUCACAGUAGCCGAGGAGAGUGUUUCUGCCUUUGAAAUCCUCUCUCACUCUCUAUUUCUCGUUUCCGCGGAACAGUGUGUGCUUUGACUGUUUGAGAAAGUCAGUUUCGUAGUUAUAAUGUGUUUCUGGCUAGCUGGCUGGGUGUAUGGGCCCCUACAGAGUUGUGAGUCAGUCUGACCUGACGCGAGGAAACGACGUCCAAGUAUCUAUUACUAAUCUGGUCUUUCCUCUCCGGUACGUGCUGGGUGUUACGCUGCCUGAAGGCAGAUCGCCGAUAGCAAGCUAGCUUUCAAUGUCCUCCAGGCUGCAGAGUUACUGAAAGUGGAAAGGGUAACCCAGACCUAGUGAAUGGUCGACUGGUCGAUUUGAAAGGUUGCUCAUAGCUCGGAGCGACUAUUGCGCUAGUUGUGUUCUGGUACGCUGUGUUUGGCGUAUGUGCGCCGGCCCGUGGGCAUGGCGGACGCGGGCAUCCGGAUCAGGACGCAUCACCAGGAUUGCCGUGAAGUAAGGUGGCUUCUGAAAUCAGUUAGCAAGAAGCAACGAGAGCAGCCGCUCGUCCAAAGCUUCUUGUACGAGCACUUGGUGAAUCAGUCAUGCUCCAAGCGAGUGGCCAAGCCAGGCGAGGUUCAGUCUCUUCCCGUGCCAUGGUUUCUCAACUCGACUGAUAGAUACUUCGAUUGUUAUGGGUUGGUCGGCGCGGUACACUUGCCUCCUGACUGGAGCCCGGGAUCACGCCACAAAUGGUGGAAUGAGGACACAGCGGCAGUACCUGCAAAAAGACCGCACACAGAGACUUUCUACCACAGAAGUGCUUGGCAGCAGGAUAUUGACACGUUCACGACAUUUGCAAUCAAGGACACCCACCAUCUCGUACUGGAAGACAGAGGCAUGGGCGGACGUGAAGAAACCUGGGACGUUCUGACCAAAAACAUAUUUGAUACCAGGGAGGGCUACCCGGCGACCCCCGACCUACCAACACACAGAAAUUACGAGUGGUACAAGUUCUACCCGGAGCAUAUGCAGUUCUCAACGCGCGCCGGCAUCUUUCCGCAAGACAAGCUUGCAGCUGCUAUCAAAAAGACGAAUACGCUGGUCGACCAGAUGCGUAAUGGCUGUACGAUCAGUUCAGAGGAGUGCUGGAACAAUCCAUAUUGUAGACACAAUCCGAAUUGUGAUCCUCGGCUCUACCAUACAGCUAGUUUGCCUAAGUUAGCUCUUCGGCUGCUGGAAACCGAACCUGAUACGGAAAGCCUCUUUUGCUUUUUUCAGGGUCAACAUCGUCCGUCCUCUGACGCUGAGAGUUCUGAGCAAGGUAUUAUGGUAGACAAACUUUGCAAAAGCUUGAGAAUUCAUUCAGCCACAUUCGACGUGUGCCAAAUUCUGGAGAGCGAUAGGUGCGUUCGAAAUGAUCUGGAGAAAAUUUCGAACCACUUUAAAGGACUGGCUUUCGAGAACCCUAGCGAACCGAGGAGGUCAGUAGCUGAACGAUCCAAGGGCUCUAGAGAAGAAAUACCGCUGUGGAGCACCAUGAGAUCCGAUCACCAAAUAACGUUGCAAGCAUUGGAAGUGGCAACACGGCUGCCCAUGCCGGGCGUGUACUUUCAACCAGAUGACGCAUGCGACUGCGUGGCUCUGUGGAUGAUCCAUGGCAUACUUCAUGAUGUCGACUCUGCAAGCACCUUCAUACUGAAUUCUUUGGCGCAAUCGAAGAAGCUAUUUCCGGGCCAUGGCAUGCAAGACCUGGACUUUGAUGAAACGUGUCAAACGUUUGCGAUUUGCGUCAACAGGCUUUUUUACCGCCCAGGCCUGAGAUUCAAUGCUAGAUAUCUCAUGCCGCUAUUGACAAACCUGUGCCGUGAUCUGCAUGACUGGAUAAAGAUCAUGACUGGUGAAGAUGAAGACGUGCCUUUCUUGAGGGGGGAACAGUGGAGAGACUUGUUCCGUCAAGAUGAACAAGAAGAAGAAGAAGAAGAAGAAGAUGCUCUUUUCUUCAGAGCACAGAUGAUGAAAAGGAUGCCUUCCACGGAGGAAUCAUAUGCAGAAUGUGAGAGAUUAUUGCUCCUUAGAAAAGAGCAGAGACGUGCCCUGAAAGAAGACAGGAGACGUGCCAAGGAAGAAGAGAGGAUACGUGCCAUGGAAAAAGACCGUGCCAUGGAGGAAGAACGUGCCAGGAAAGAAAAUCAGCAAAAAGGUGCCUUCAUGGAACGUUUACACGUCAUGUCCCGUGUGACUUACUUUGUGGUGCACUUGGUGAUCCAGCUAUGGAUCAACCGGCUGGAUGUGAGAGAUCAUCUGUUCGAUUUUGGCUGGACAAUCGGAAGUGUCCUGAAGAAAAUGUCCACAUUCCGACAGCUGAAGGAGGAUAUGUACACUCCGGCAGUACAGUACCUUGCAAGUGAGUACCAUCUGAUGCACGAUAUCACACGACUUUUCGACACAGCCAGCGAAAACACUGACCUAGACAUAGAUCCGCGAAAGAUGCACGGCUGCAACCCACUAAGCCUACAGCCCCACUACAGAGGCCUGCUCUUCAUGCUGGACUUCCUCUUUGAAAUCUCCGAGACGACUUUGAAGACAUGUGAUACCAAAGGGAAUCUAGAUGUUCAGUACUCAAUGAUGCAAACGGCCACUCCGAAAUACAUCAUGCCCAAGACGUCAAGGUGGAGGCAGCACAGCGGUGACACGUUUCUGCAUGGAAUGAAGCAGUUGAGUCCGGUGAUUGCCCCAGGUGGUUCAACGGCGUUGAAGGAGCAUUGGAACAGCAGAAAGCAUAUCACCUUCCUGAAGUCCACCUACUUCUUGCCAUAUCCAGUGCGUGACGCAGUGUUUGCUCACAACGCCUACUUGCAAAUGAACUCUCGAGUCAAGUUCUUCAAGCGCUUGCACAGGGAUGUUCUGAUGGCCUCGUCAAUGCUGAGCGGGUUUCUGCCUCCAGAUGAUGGUCUCAAUUCGGACGUAGCAGGCUUCUUCAAAAGAGAAAGGGAUGACCUGCGAGACGCAACGCUGCUGAAAGUCAGCCGCGAGGAUCCAUUUUUUGAUUUCCAGGCGACUUUGGCUAACAUUGGUCGUGUUGGCUUGCGGCGGCCAUUAAGUAUCACUUUCUAUUCCGAAGUAACUCGGCAAGUCGAAUUGGGUGCUGACUAUGGAGGUGUAGUACGCGAGUUCAUGGCGGUCAUGUCACACCAGUUCAAAGAGGACUUUUUCCAGGUUUCUGAGGGCUCGGAGUUUUACUGGUUUGCAGACGCCUUCUCCAAUGCUCCAUUCGACAAGUGCAGCAUUCCGUACUUCUACACUGGCGUGGUCCUGGGCCUGGCUCUCUACAACAACGUCUUUAUGGACCUGCCUCUGUCGUAUCCUUUCUGGAAUCAACUGCUGGGGAUCCAGCCCAAGUUGAUGGACUUCAAGACUAUCGUGCCAGAUCUGUAUGUACAGAUGCAAAAGCUGUACGAUUAUGAUGAGGAGACGCUGGAAGAUCUCGACAUGGUGUUUGAGGUCACGUGCAACAUCACUGGAAGGAAGAUCGACUUACAAAGAUUGGACAGUCUUGGAGAAGACGACAUUCAAGAACCAAAACCUGUCUCUUGGCGUCCGGCUACAGUGACAAAGGAGAAUCUUGACGAGUACAUUGUGAGGUUCUUGCACUACCACUGUAUUCUUCGCUUCCGGCAAUGCUUUGUGGCUCUGAAGUCGGGCAUUCACACGAUUCUUUCGAAAGAGGAGCUUGCUCUUUUUACAGCAAAGGAACUGGCUGCAAGAUUCAAGGGCACAAAUGCGGAUGUGUACACCCGCCUGAAGGAUAAAUUUACUGUCAGGAAUAAGGAUCCGACUUCCCCCGCGAUUUUGCUGAACAACUGGCUUGCACGAGAGUACCUGUGGUUCAAGGAGAUUCUGAGCGAUCUGGAUGAUGGUGCAAUGGAAGCGUUCCUUCAGUUCCUGACAGGCCGACCAAAUCUGCCGGCAAACUUCGAGAGCUACCCGAAUUUCGUUCUGGUCAUCGACGUAGACCAGAAGAACAUGAUUCCGCAGUCUCGGGUAUGCUUUAACGUGCUGGAGAUGAGUCGAUACUCUGAGAAGGAUGCCAUGUAUAGUCACAUGCAGCUUUGCAUGGACUACAGGUUCAAUUUUGGAUUCAUCUAGCUGAAUAGCAGCAUCAAUAUAUGCAGCUGAGUAGCACCACAACGAGCUGUACAUGGACUACGUGUUCAACUUUGGAUGCAUCUAGCUGAUCAUUGGCGCCGUAUGGCAUGUCCAUGCAUAACCGGGCUCAUGUUCGUCUGACCCAAUGUUGUUGAUGAUGAUUGAUGAUGAUGAUGAGCAGGUGGCCCAGCCGGAUCGGGAGGGUAGCCAGAACCAUAGCCGACCCUGUGCAGUUAUGUUUUUAGACAUACGUGAGCAUGCCCAUGUGUGUGUGUGUGUGUUUUUGAUGCUUCCUGAGUUUUGAUUGGGAACACUUGCUUCCACGGUCACAGCUGAAGCGAAUAAUAACAAUUACUAUAACUUCGCCGUCGAGAGCUGAUAAGAUUGCAUUCAUCAUCGUACUUAUGCUCGCCAUCAAUCAGUGUUGCUUGGUUUCCGAACACUAAAGUGCAUUCGCCUUUUGUCUUGCAAACAGACACACAACGUGUACACACAGACACACACGCACCAUGUACCACACACACACACAUAUACACACACACACACACGCACGCACGCAUGUGCACUAUACCUGGUAAUACCCCUCUGUAGCAGAGGGAAGUACUGGAGAAGUAAUGAGCCCCCCCCCCCCUCCCGCAGCUACGCACACAGCAUUCUUACAAGUGUGUCUGUAGAAGCUUGUGGAUUCCGCAGCUUUUCUGUUAGAACCACCCCAAGACAUGUAUCGCUGGCAAAUAUAUAUAUGACAAGCGCACAGAUUGCUAGUACUUCGUGUAUUUGCAUCUUCUGCCAAACACUGUUCCCUAUGCACAAAUUGAUCACAUAAUAAUUAUCAGUAAAUGUUCGAAUUGUCUGCAAUGUGGAUGCAAAAUGAGUUCACUUUGCCAGUGCAGUGGUGUUCCAUGCUGUCCUCGCCUGAGCAACUAUGAUCGUGCUAAUAGCAAAGAAGACUUAGUUGUACCAUUGCUAUGUGUCCACUGUCCA
This is a messenger RNA of Sycon ciliatum, 5162 nucleotides long. RefSeq lists its product as uncharacterized. Lineage: Eukaryota; Metazoa; Porifera; Calcarea; Leucosolenida; Sycettidae. The transcript has 30 exons. The record is from RefSeq and is a predicted model, not a curated record. Gene Ontology annotation, biological process: ubiquitin-dependent protein catabolic process; protein polyubiquitination. The coding region runs from base 495 to 4178 and encodes 1227 amino acids. Gene Ontology annotation, molecular function: ubiquitin protein ligase activity.